Messenger RNA from Ricinus communis (castor bean), 2874 nucleotides. RefSeq names its product probable cadmium/zinc-transporting ATPase HMA1, chloroplastic. Gene Ontology annotation, cellular component: membrane. The transcript has 13 exons. Lineage: Eukaryota; Viridiplantae; Streptophyta; Magnoliopsida; Malpighiales; Euphorbiaceae. The coding region runs from base 128 to 2590 and encodes 820 amino acids. Gene Ontology annotation, molecular function: ATP binding; ATPase-coupled monoatomic cation transmembrane transporter activity; ATP hydrolysis activity. The record is from RefSeq and is a predicted model, not a curated record. Gene Ontology annotation, biological process: monoatomic cation transport.
AGUUUGUUUUUGAGUGGGUGGUGGUCCGGAUCCAUGAGCACAUGGUGUGGAUGCUAUUACAACACUGCUCCCUUUGAAAUUUUUGUUGCACAAGACGAUGACGACCUGAAAAUUCCGCAGGAGAACCAUGGAAACCACUGCACUCCGUCACGCAAUCGGCGUGAAAGGGUUCCCCUCUGUCAGUUACUCCUCUAAACAACUAGCAAUAACACGGCGACGACGUAGUCUCGACUCUCUCAGUCUCAUUUUCCGUCCAAUUUCUCUCAAUUUCCACAACCGUACGGUCCGUUGUACUGCUCACAGUAAGAAUCACCACGAUCAUCAUCACCACCACAAUCACAAUCAUCACCAUCACCAUCACCAUCACCAUCACCAUCAUAAUCACAGCCACGGAGAUGUUGAGGAGCUGAGUGGACCUCAGAGAGCACUCAUUAAUUUUGCAAAAGCGGUAAAGUGGAUUGACUUAGCUAAUCUGCUGAGAGAGAAUUUGCAGCUUUGUUGCUGCUCUGCUGCCUUGUUUGUAGCGGCUGCUGCUUGCCCUUACUUAAUUCCUAAUCCUGUAGUUAAGCCUAUCCAAAAUGCCUUCAUCAUCGUCGCCUUUCCUCUCGUCGGGGUCUCAGCAUCCCUAGAUGCUCUUACUGAUGUUACUGGUGGGAAGGUAAAUAUUCAUGUGUUGAUGGCUCUUGCAGCCUUUUCAUCAGUAUUUAUGGGAAAUGCUUUGGAAGGAGGGUUACUUCUUGCAAUGUUCAAUCUCGCUCAUAUUGCUGAAGAGUUUUUCACCAGUCGUUCAAUGGUGGAUGUUAAAGAGUUGAAGGAAAGUCAUCCAGAUUCUGCUCUUGUGCUAGACGUAAAUGAUGAGAAACUUCCAGAUCUCUCUGAUUUGUCAUAUGAAAGUAUCCCGGUGCAUGAUGUAAAAGUGGGCUCAUUUAUUUUGGUCGGAACUGGUGAGGCUGUUCCUGUAGAUUGUGAAGUUUUUCAAGGUCGUGCAACAAUUACUAUUGAGCAUUUGACUGGUGAAAUCAAGCCAGUAGAAAUAAAAGUUGGAGACAGGAUUCCUGGUGGUGCAAGGAAUUUGGAUGGUAGAAUUAUUGUAAAGGCCACAAAGAUGUGGAAAGAGUCAACACUGAACAGGAUUGUACAGUUAACUGAAGAAGCACAGCUAAAUAAACCAAAGCUGCAAAGAUGGCUGGACGAAUUUGGUGAGCAUUAUAGCAAAGUGGUUGUGGGUUUGUCCAUUGCUGUUGCUUUACUUGGGCCGUUUCUUUUCAACUGGCCUUUCAUCGGCACAUCAGCCUGCAGAGGAUCAGUCUACAGAGCACUAGGGCUUAUGGUGGCAGCAUCACCUUGUGCCUUGGCUGUAGCUCCAUUGGCGUAUGCCAUUGCUAUUAGUUCUUGUGCUAGAAAGGGAAUAUUGCUUAAAGGAGGCCAGGUUUUAGAUGCUCUAUCUUCCUGUCACACAAUUGCUUUUGAUAAAACUGGGACAUUGACAACUGGAGGGCUUAUGUUUAAAGCUAUUGAACCACUUUUUGGACAUGAGCUAGUAAACAAGAAUACAAAUUUUACUUCCUGUUGUAUUCCCAGCUGUGAGAAAGAAGCUCUUGCUGUAGCAGCUGCAAUGGAAAAGGGUACUACUCACCCUAUUGGAAGAGCUGUUGUAGAUCAUAGCAUAGGCAAGGACCUACCUUUUGUUUCUGUGGAAAGUUUUGAAUGCUUUCCUGGUAGAGGUCUUACUGCUACUUUGAAUAAUAUUGAGUCAGCAACUGGAAGGGUUAAGUUGUUGAAGGCAUCACUUGGUUCUAUAGAGUUCAUAACUUCGCUUUGUAAAUCUGAAGAUGAAUCAAGGAAGAUCAAGGAUGCGGUUAAGGCAUCUUCAUAUGGAAGUGACUUUGUUCAUGCUGCUCUUUCUGUAAAUGACAAAGUAACACUGAUUCACCUUGAGGAUAGACCUCGAGCAGGGGUUUCAGAUGUCAUAGCUGAAUUAGAGGAUCGAGCAAGGCUCCGUGUUAUGAUGCUUACUGGUGACCAUGAAUCAAGUGCAUGGAGAGUUGCAAAAUCUGUGGGCAUCUCUGAAGUUCACUAUAGCCUAAAGCCUGAGGACAAGCUUAAUCAUGUAAAGGGCAUCACAAGAGAUAUGGGUGGAGGUCUGAUUAUGGUAGGUGAAGGCAUCAACGAUGCACCGGCACUUGCUGCUGCAACUGUAGGGAUUGUUCUUGCUCAACGAGCAAGUGCAACUGCCAUAGCUGUUGCAGAUAUCUUAUUGCUGCGGGACGAUAUAUCUGGUAUUCCAUUCUGUAUUGCCAAGUCCCGCCAAACAACAUCCCUGGUCAAGCAAAAUGUGGCCCUUGCAUUAACUUGUAUAGUUCUAGCCUCUCUUCCAUCUGUUUUGGGUUUUCUUCCUCUGUGGUUAACGGUUCUUUUACAUGAAGGUGGUACUCUUCUCGUUUGCCUCAAUUCUAUACGUGCUCUAAAUGACCCCAAAUGGUCUUGGAGGGAGGACUUGUCACAUGUUGUAAAAGAAUUCAAUUGUAGACUGAUACCACGGUGGACAGACAACACAAGCUCGGGCUCCAUACAGGCUGCCCCUUUAUAGCCCUGACUUCUUUUUUUAUCUCCUUUUUUGGGUCUUCUUUCUCCCAUUUAGUAAUAGUUUAAGUACAGCAUAGCACUUUCUGAUUUUAAAGUGUAAAAGAGAUGUAAGAAACAUGGGUACAUGACAACUGACCAGCCUUUUUUUGUGCAGAAGUUAAAACAUUUUUCUUCUUCCUUGGCACUGUUUAGAGUUCCCAUAGCAAUCAAAUAAAAAGCUUUUGCUUAAUUGUAUUUAGGAGUGAACUUUAUGGAAGUCUACUAUUUGGCAACGACUGUUUGUAUUCA